Molecule: messenger RNA, 1697 nt
Organism: Pseudocercospora fijiensis CIRAD86
Lineage: Eukaryota; Fungi; Ascomycota; Dothideomycetes; Mycosphaerellales; Mycosphaerellaceae
Exons: 3
Coding region: 38-1594 (518 amino acids)
Biological process (GO): proteolysis
Molecular function (GO): aspartic-type endopeptidase activity
Source: RefSeq, a predicted model, not a curated record
CAAGCAUCUACCAAGCCUCUGCCGAGACCGAGCCAAGAUGUCGGCCUUCUUCCUUUCGCUGAUGCUAUUGCCCGAAGCUCUCGCACAAGGGUACCACAAGCUGCCAGUCAGUCGCACAUUUCGGAAGGGUACCAAGGCCCAUGCCAAGGCCGUCAAUGAGCCUCUGACUUUCGAGGAUCAAUGGUUGAAUGGCCAAGGUGGCUACUUUGCCGAUGUAAAGAUCGGUACACCUCCACAGUCCAUGCAGGUCCUGAUCGAUACUGGCAGCUCUAAUCUUUGGGUCCCCAGCACGAAUGCCGCUACAUGCAGGAAUUACACUUGUCCGGCCGGAGCCUUCAACGGGAACAUGUCUUCAAGCUUCGCGCCUGCAACAGGUGCGCCCAAGUAUCAUAUCAUGUACGGCGAUGGCUCCAUUGUGGACGGCAUCUACGCAUCGGAUACCGUAUCUGUUGGGAAUGCAACAUUGACGAACUUCACGAUUGGAUACGCCGAUGAGGUCCAGGUCUCGCCCAAUGUGAUGAAUGGAGCACAGUACGGCAUUAUGGGUGUAAGCUACGAAGGCGAGGAGACUGGUGCUUGUCCAGACGGCUAUGCGCCUUGCAAUGGCUCGUAUGUCAUCCCCACAGUGCCCGAUGCUCUGUAUAGAUCAGGCGCUAUUGGCUCCCGUUCGUACUCCCUAUAUCUGGACGACGUGGUCGAGCAGAAAGGCAGUAUUCUCUUCGGAGCAGUGGACACUGCCAAAUUCUCAGGCGAUCUAGUAACAAUGGCGACUAUCACGCAUCAAGGCCCAGAAGGCGACGGCUUGAACGGUGAUUACGUCGAGCAAGGUCUUUACCUCUCAUCCGCCGCAAUGACCAUCAACGGUACCAGCACGCAGAUCACCACAGAUGGAUACUCCAACCCGGUCUUGUUGGACUCUGGAGCUGCCGCAAUCACUUUACCCAAGAAAGUCUACAAUGCGGUAUCAGAAUUGCUUCCGAGCGAUCUGAUCGUAACCUACCAAGGCUCGGCCGCUGUAUUCUGCGAUCAAUCUGCUUACGAUCUCACCCUUACCUUGGGCUUCACCGGAGCGGACGACAAGAAUACGACCGUUGAUGUACCGCUCCGCGAAAUCUUGGUGCCUCUAUACACCGACGAAAGCUACAAUUCCACGACCUUGGCGACUAAAGAUGGCAGGGCUAUUUGCAGCAUCAAUCUCGCUUCAGGCGCAGAUGGUGAACAACUCACUGUCGGCGACCCAUUGCUGAGAGCGGCUUACGUUUUCUACAACUUGGACGAGAAGACCAUCUCCAUCGCCAAGCCUACAUACUUUGCAGACCAGGAGAACAUUGUGCCAGUCAAUGGCUCCACCCCAAGCCUCACUGGAACUGGUGCCGAUUCGAUCAAUGGAGGCAACGUGACUGUCCCAGCUUCAGCAACGGCUGUGGCUGCCUCAGCAACAAGCAACACCGGAUCUGACUCUUCGCCCUCAGCAGCGAGCAGCACUGGAUCCGAUUCCUCUCCCUCCAGCACCAAUGCUGCAACAUUGGCGUAUGGAUCGAUGAGUCAAGGCGCUUUGGUUGCUGCUUUUGCAGUGCUGGUUGGGCCUUGGUAGAAUGAACAGAUAUGAUAUCGACAGGAAUAAAGUUAGAAUGCCUUGGCGGCAUUAUGAGAGAGACUAUGAAGACAUUUUAAUGAACACCUUUCAUCCAACCUGC